AUGGGUGAAGACGACAUAGGCACUCGCUGGGUCUUCGGCUACGGCUCCCUGUGCUGGAAAGUAGACUUCCCAUAUGAAGCCCGCUUUCCCGGUUUCGUAAAGGGCUUCGUACGCCGGUUCUGGCAAGGAAGCACGGACCAUCGCGGAACACCCGAAGCUCCCGGCCGCGUCGUGACACUGGUGCCUUUCGACGAAUGGGAACGCUGUUAUAAGGGCCAUGAUCCACACGGCCCCAAGCAUGUCGACGACGCGGUAUGUUGGGGUGUGGCGUACAAGAUUGCGGCGGAUAAAGUAGAGGAAGUCCUGGCGCAUCUGGACCAUCGCGAAAAGGAUGGGUACGACUGCGUCACAACGCACGUCUAUCAUCCCACCGUCACGGAUAAAGAAACCGGAAACCCACGCCCAGUUGUCAAGGCGAGGGUGUACAUCGCGACCUCGAACAACGACAGCUUCUUGGGGCCGACUGAAGUUGAGAAACUGGCGCUCCAGAUUGCAGUCACGGAAGGUCCAAGUGGCCACAAUGCCGAAUAUUUCUUGGGAUUGAGCAGAUCUAUGCGGAUACUAGCACCAGAAACACCAGACAUGCACUUGAACGCAUUGGAACCGCUAGUUAUCGAACAUUUGAAACGCUUGGGAACGCCGAUUCCGCCCAUCAAUCCGGGUGAUGAGGCCAAGUUCAUGGAGCUCAAUUCGCACUUGCACAUUCUCUCAGAGCUUUUGCUGGUCGAUGAGAAUAAGCUUGCGGAGGAGAACUGA
Molecule: messenger RNA, 756 nt
Organism: Fimicolochytrium jonesii
Lineage: Eukaryota; Fungi; Chytridiomycota; Chytridiomycetes; Spizellomycetales; Powellomycetaceae
Product: ChaC-like protein-domain-containing protein
Exons: 3
Coding region: 1-756 (251 amino acids)
Biological process (GO): glutathione catabolic process
Cellular component (GO): cytoplasm
Molecular function (GO): glutathione specific gamma-glutamylcyclotransferase activity; gamma-glutamylcyclotransferase activity
Source: RefSeq, a predicted model, not a curated record